AUGUAUCUUCAAAACAGAUCGGAGCUCAUCAAACCAACCGAUGAUUCCAAACAUGCUGUGAUUAUUAUCAAUGACGUGGUAUGUGACGACGAGGAGCCAUCAUACGAAUGCAGCAUAGGAUACAAUCAAGAAGGCCCACAAGACCCAGUUUCCGAAGGAUUAUCAAUUUCACUACAAAAGUCGUCUAAACGACCCCUGGACAUUCCACUGAUACAGACAACUGAAUUACAAGAAAACGAGGACCUGGGCUUGGCCUGUGUCGCUGAUGUAGGAAAACCACCUGGUAUUGUGAAAUGGUGGAGAUUCCGCAUUAACAAUGAUUUUACUCUUAUAAAAGAAUCUGUUCAAAUACCCAAUGAAGCCGGAAACUGUGAAUUUGUUAUUAGUCUUAAUAUAACACACACGGUUACAAAAGAAGAUAAUGGCGCUUUCUUUCGGUGCACCUCGCAUAACAAUAUGAGCAAAGAUGAAGGUCCUAAAGACACAUCACUGUACAGAGAUACCACAAAAAUAAAUGUACUGUAUGAAGCUUUGGUUCUUAACAUUAUUCGGGUUCCUGAGUUUAAUGUUUAUCCAGUUUCCACUUCAAGGUUGAACAUAACUUGUAUAGCAGAUGGAAAUCCUAUACCAACUGAUGAAGAUUACAAAUGGACCUUUCAAUCUUUUUAUUCCAACACCACUGAGGAAAAGAAUUCGAAUGGGAAAUUUCUUGUUCUGCAAAAUCUUCAAAAAGAGGACUCGGGAACAUACACCUGUUCUGUCACAAAUUCUUUGAACUCUACACAUUCUUCAAAUAUUACAAUUAUUGUUAAUGGAACACUUCCCGAACCAUGGCCUAUUUUAUAUUGUCUUUCGAAUCCAUGUGGAGCUCUGGAGAAAUGUGUAGAUCUAGGACAAAAGUACAACUGUGAAACCAAUGCUAUGAGUAUUGUUGGAGUCCUUUUUGUGAUUUUAGCUAUAGCAUCCAUAGCUAUAUCAUUUGGACUUGCAUACUACAUACGAAAACUUCACAAAGUUUCAAAAAUAGGUGUGGAAAAUGAAAAAGAUAGCAAUGGUAAAGCCAAUGGAAUUCCAUUGAGAGGGACAGAAAGCGAUCUGAAAACAUCCAGCACGACAAUUCUUUCGGAUGAGACGAACGGCGCUAUUUACGCUCAGAUCCAGAAAUCGUAA
Molecule: messenger RNA, 1170 nt
Organism: Saccostrea echinata
Lineage: Eukaryota; Metazoa; Mollusca; Bivalvia; Ostreida; Ostreidae
Product: cell adhesion molecule 3-like
Exons: 4
Coding region: 1-1170 (389 amino acids)
Source: RefSeq, a predicted model, not a curated record